Molecule: messenger RNA, 3358 nt
Organism: Teleopsis dalmanni
Lineage: Eukaryota; Metazoa; Arthropoda; Insecta; Diptera; Diopsidae
Product: N-acetyltransferase eco-like
Exons: 4
Coding region: 117-2936 (939 amino acids)
Biological process (GO): mitotic sister chromatid cohesion
Cellular component (GO): nucleus; chromatin
Molecular function (GO): protein-lysine-acetyltransferase activity
Source: RefSeq, a predicted model, not a curated record
ACGUAUUUUUUACGUGCUGUUUUGACAUGUCAAAUAAAGUCAUUGCGUGUUUACAUUUUGGCGCGUUGAAGUUUAGUGGGUUAUUAUGAAUACACCUGGUUAAAAAAGAAAUUUUAAUGGAUAUGAAAACACUAAAAACUGCAAAGAAUAUUCAUAAUAAUAGGAACGCGAUACCUUGUUCUUCUAAUGUCAAGAAAGAUAUAUUUCCCAUAUGUGCUUCAAAUUUAGGCGACGAAGGAUAUAAUUCUUUAUCGGAGAUAAAGCCAUUACCAAGUGAGGCAAAAAGCACUGUCUGGAAUAACAUGUCAAUAAUCAAAAAUAAAAUUUACACUAUAUUACCUACAAACAAUUUUAAUUCAACCAGUUAUUUUGAGGAUAUUGCCAAUACAAACGAAAAUGACAAAAACGAUAUGAAGAUUCCAUUGCCAAGGCGCAGUAGUCGACUAAAUCACAAUACCAGUCCAGUUAGCCCAAUUACACCCGUUCAACUGUCUAACAAUGACCAUGGUGGAAAGGAAAAUAUUUUAUAUCAAGUGAAAGAUAAUGAGCUGGAGGCAUCAUUAUCUUCAACUGUGUUCAAUUACGACAAUACAUCCUCAAGUAAUAAAACUGAAUCCAUUGAUACGACAAAAAAUGGAAAAUACAGCGAUGACAUUACAGCUAAUGUGUCUGGUCAGAAAAGUAUGACACCUAAAUUAGACUCCGUUGGUAAGAAAAUUUCAAUUUCAACGAAAUCUUUUUAUUCUUCUAAAUUACACCCGAAAUCGAUAAGCUCAAAAAUAUUACAUGUUGAAAAUUCAUUACAUGGUAAUACAACAGCACGCGCACGCAAUGAAAGAAGAUCAUUUCAUUCUAUUAAUAAAGGAGUUCACCAUAAGAUUCGUCGCCCAUCCAGAUCGCUAAGUUUAAAUUCUCAUACGAAAUCAAAUGUUAAUGUUGAUCUUCUUUUAAGUAAUAUGCGAAAUGAAAAAUUACGAAAUCUUAUCACAUCCAAACGUAUCAUAAGAGAUCAAAUUGAAAAAGUGCAUAGCAUAUUUCGAAAUAGCGCGAAUCCUAUCGAAAUGGCACGUCCACUAAGUGUUCUGAGCUCUGCAGACGAUUCCAAUAAUAAUACACUUGAUAUAAUAGUAUCAAAACAAAAAAAUGAUUCCUUUGAUUUAACUGAAACUGGUUUUUCUGAUACAGAGAUCGACGUGAAUGAAUCUGAAUUAGAUACUGAAAAUAUUGUCCAGGAUGUAAAUGAAGAAAUUAUACCUAUAAUAACAUUUCCUAAAUACGAACCAUCUGAAAGUGAAUAUGACUGCAUAGAAACCCCAGCGCAGUUGACAAAGCGGAAGUUUUUCAAAACAGGACGUACGACAAAUACUAAAAAGGAAGUUCAAAUAACUGACCACAUAAAGGCUACAGUUUGCAAUGGGAAACUACGCAUACUUGAGGAAAAUAUGAAAAUAAAAAGAAAACCCAAAAUUAUAACUAAUAAAUUUUCAGACGAACAGGCAACUGUAGAUAAAAUCCUUAAAGCUUUGGAUGACACAGUUCUUGAAGAAACAGAACAAUCAAUAUAUGAAGCUGAUUCAUUAAAAAUAAAUAAAAUUGCUACUAAAAAAUCUACGCACAACGAUCUGAUUGAUCUAGCUAUAGUUGACAAAAGCGAAUUUUGCGAAAGCUUUCAUAGUCGUAUACCAUAUAAGACAACAGAUCCAGCUGUAGAAGAACAGCAACGAUUAUUAUUAAACUUUUUAAUCAGCUUUAACAUAUGCACCGAAGAAAAUUUUAGAAUAUUCAUUGCUGAUCCAGAAAAUCAUAAAGAGGAAGCUUCACAUAUAUUAGAUCAAUUUAUCGUCAAAGGUCAUAAAGAAUUUCGAGAACGUAUUCCUUAUAAUACUUCUGAUCCAAUGGUGAUAGCGCAACAAAAUAGAUUUUUAGAAUAUCUAAUUGAACAUGAGAUAUGCACAGAAGAAAAUUUUGAUAUUUUUAUUGCUAAUUAUGAAAAACGUAAAACAGAAGCUGCAGAGAUUUUAUUUCACACCGAAACCAGUAAAUUAAAUAUGCCUAAAAGUAGUGCUGGUUCGAAUCUGCCACCUACAAUUGAAAACAACAUAUGCAGUACUGAAAAUAGAAUCCUCCAUGUUUAUUCAGAGGCAUCGCCGCCUGCAUUACAAUCUGACUCUUUAGAACUUCAGGAGGAAACGCAAAAACAAUCUUAUCCAAUGUUUUUAUCGGGCUGUUAUCAACCUCUUAAGCAAACAUCUUCACGUGCAAUUUAUCGUAAUUGGAUGGGUCAAGGUAGAGACCAGUAUCAAAUUGACGCAGGUCAAAAACAAUUUGGUCCACAGCAGUGCAAGCAAUGUGGACUUUUAUAUAAUGUACACGAACCUGAAGAAGAAAAACUCCAUCGCGAAUUCCACUCUUCGUUGAAUAUUCUACGUUAUAAGGGAUGGAUUGAUGAAGAUAUUGUUGCAAUCUAUCCAGAGUGGGGAAACGAUGGUCGCAUAAUUCGUUUAACUAAUAACUCGCAUACUAAGCGAAAAGAACGUUUGACAGAAAUAUUAAAGAUAGUGGAUAAGGAACUUGGGUUUUCAUCGUAUAUAUUUCCAGGAAUAUUUGUUUGCUACUGUGCUGUGCGUAAAAGCCAAAUAGUUGGGUUAUGUUUGGUUGAGCCGCUUUCUUUCGCCAACAAAUACAUGUCCGUUAAAGGCAUAGAUUGUUGUACUGAAGAAAAAUAUGAAUCAAAGUGUGGAAUUUCUCGCCUAUGGAUCUCACCAUUACAUAGACGAAUGCGCAUCGCUUCUAAGCUAAUUCAAGCUGUUCAACUGAAUACUUUACCUAGUGAACAAAUUCCUAUUGACAAAAUCGCAUUUAGUGCGCCAACUGAGGCUGGAAAAAUGUUUGCUCAAAAAAUUACAAAAACUGAACAUUUUCUUGUAUAUCAAUAACUAAAGCUAUUUCUUUGUUGAAUUUUUACAUUUUUACUACUUAGUAGCAAAUCACAUGUAGAAACUUUAAAUCAUUUACUGUUUACUAAAAUUUUUAUUAAUAUAUGUAUUAUAAAGAAUAUAUUUUUAAUAAGUCGUAUUUUUUUUAAUCAUAAUAUUAAGACAGUACAAUCUAUAUUUGUAGAAAACGGUGCUGUUUAGGCAUUGAUUAAGAAUACUUGCGACUAUUUAAUUUUUAAUAAAAACAAACUUCAAUUAUUUGAUGUAGCUUUAUUUUAUUGUUAUUAUAUAUUGUGAACAUAAUUUCAAUACUAAGCGAAAUGAAAGAAAGAUAGUAAAUAAGAAAAAAAAAAAGACAGAAACAUAUUUUUCAUGAAUAUGUAAUAAAGCUAAAUAACCGAAAAAAGAUACAAUUAAACAUA